Messenger RNA from Cavenderia fasciculata, 2406 nucleotides. Its product is annotated as protein kinase 4. Lineage: Eukaryota; Evosea; Eumycetozoa; Acytosteliales; Cavenderiaceae. The record is from RefSeq and is a predicted model, not a curated record. Bases 1 to 2406 code for a protein of 801 amino acids. The transcript has a single exon. Gene Ontology annotation, molecular function: MAP kinase scaffold activity.
AUGAUUAAUUAUUUGUUGUCAUACUUUAACAACAACGACAGUGAUAGAAUAGAACAAUUGGAAAACAAAAUAAACCAAAUUGAAAGAGAUGUAUAUGACGACGGUCAUAGAGAAGGAGUAGAAGGAAAUAUAUUUAUAACAAGAACAUCAACAUCUUCAGCUUCAUCUUCAUCAUCAUCAUCAUCAAGCAGCAGCGAUAGUAGUAGCAGUGAAAUGGCCAGCAAGAAGAAUCGAAUGGCCAACAGUAACAUGACAAUAAACAACAGCUCUGCUGGGAGCAUCAGCAGAAAUAAAACAUCGUCAUUUGAAAGACCCGAAUCACCUUUUAAUCAAAGCGAUAUCGAUGAAGAUUGUGAUGACGAUCAUCGAUACCCUUCGAGUGGUGACAGUGACAGUGACAGCGAUGAUUGCAACCUCGAUCAAAGACCGUCAUCGUCGUCUACUUCCACACCUUUGACCAAUGGAUACUCAACACCACCAAUCAAAAAACUAAACCAAACUACGAGCACAAGUACAAGCACAAGUACUAGUAUUAACAAUUCACCUAAACCAAUCAAAAAAACAAAGAAAAAAUCAAAUGAUAAAGGUGGAGGUGGAGGACAUUUUGAUAAUAUUAAUAACACUAAUAAUAUUAACAAUAAUAAUAAUCAACAACAACAACAACAACAACAACAACAACAAAAUAGUUUUAAUAGUCCAAAACUACACUUUCAAUCACAAUAUUAUGAUGGACUACACCAACAUCAACCACAACAAAACAAUAGUAAUAACCAAUUAUACCUUCCAUCCCCACAACAUCCACAACAACAACAAUACCAAAAUCCAAUGAUUUGUCAGUCACCACCCAUUGUCGAUCCAAAUUCAUUGUUUCAACAAAACCAUCAAUAUCUAAUGUUACAACAACAACUUCAACAACAACAACUACAACAACAACAACAAAUACAACAACUAUCAUCUCAACAACAAUUACAACAACAACAAAUUGGGGCAUCAUUUCAAUUAAAAGUGGACGAUGUACAAUCAAAAUUACAAAAAAAUGUUGGUGACACGGAAGAGUUUAAAAGGGAGUUGGCUAAAAUUAAAGAAACAAUUAAACGUAUAAAAGGUACCAUUAAAGAAUAUAAUAAUAAUAAUAAUCAAAAUAAUCAAAAUAAUAAUAAUGGUAAUUCAAAUCAUAUUGAAAUAUCAAAACAAUUGUUGGAAAUUAUGGAAUUUAAAAUUGCAAAGAUGAUUAGUCAAUAUACGCCUCCACCUCCAAUUAACAAUAAUAAUAAUACUAAUAAUAAUAAUAAUAAUAAUAAUGAUAAAAUAUCUAAUCACUUUCCAAGUUUUAUGGCAAAUGGAAUGGGAGGAGCAGGUUCCAACUUUUUAUCAUCCUCACAACAAUCUUUUAAUCCCGCGCAAAACCAAAUAUUAACAAACAAAAAUUAUGAAGAUAGUAUAACCGAACUAUAUUCAAUGUAUAAAGCAGUCACGAUAAAACUCAAUGAAUUGGAAAAACAUUAUAAAAAUAUUAAAAUACAACAACACCAACAACAACAACAACAGCAACAGCAACAACAACUCCCACAACAACAACAACAACAACAACAACAACAACAACAACAACAACAACAACAACAGCAACAACAUAAUAAUAAUAAUAAUCAAAAUGAAUCACCAAAUAAUAAUAUUCAUAAAAUAGUACAUUUGGAAAAUAAGAUCAAAAAAAUAGAAGAAAAUCAUCAAAACCAAUUAAAACAAGUACUAGUAUUAAAAGAAGAAUCUGAUUUGAAAAUGAAAGAGGUUGAAACAGAGAUGGCAGACAUAAAAGUACAUGUUACUAAACUAGAAGAGCGUAACCAAAAAUUGGAAAAAGAAAGAAUAGAGAAUGAACAUUUGGAGAAACAACGAAGAUCCUAUCUCACUGAUCGGCUGACCACUUUGGAUCACAAAUUAAAAUUCAAAAGUGAAAAGUAUAUGUUGUACCACAAGAAUAUUUCCAUUUUCUUGCUAGACUCUACUCUUUCUCUGGUAGCCGAUCGAGAACAUCACUCAAAGAAUGGUGUCAUUCAUAAAGUGGCAAGUCUCCAAAAAGAGGCUGAAUUGUCAAGCAAGACAUUUCAGAUUAUUCCAACCAUUACAAAUAAUGUCUUGAUCAAACAUGGUGAAAAGCACAGUCUUUCCGUUCAUAAUGGAGUUAUCAAUUUCGUGCCAUUUAGAGCAGUUGAUAUCACUGGUGGUAGUUAUGGUUACUCUAUCCCCGCCAAUCUAUUUAAAAUAAUGGCCUGUGAAUCUGGCUACCGUUUGUUUAAUAUCCUACAUUCAUCCUACCUUACCAUUGUGGAUGCCGCGUUAUGUCUUUCGCCUUUGGAAAGUGCUUCAGACAAUAUAUUUUCUUUUCAAAUUUUACCUACUACUACUUGA